UCAACAGAGUCCUGUUAGAGAACUGAGCCUGUGUUUUUAUAUCAUUCACCCUUUGAAAUUAGGUAUCAAUUAACAACCACUGAAUACCUGUUCUGCUAGUUGGAGACCUGAACCAGGAGAAGUCUUUUUUUCCUACAUGGAAACCCUUGAGGAGAAAGCCAUGGGAGGGAUACAUCGAACCUUGCUGUUCCAAGGCCCCAUGGAACUCAGAAGAGGCUGGAGAAGGAAGAAACAACAUCUCUCCUUGUUCAGUGAUGUUUUGAUUAUAUCUAAUAACCUGCGUAAGAGAAACUUUAAGAUAAAAUAUGUCAUCCCACGGAGUUAUCUGUGGAUGGGUGACUAUGUGGACAUAGUCGGGACAGACAACAGCUCUGGCAAGUCGAUUCUCCUGUCCUGGCCCGUGGGAAAUUUUGUGACUACCUUUUGUUCCAUGGAACAGAAAGAUCGGUGGUAUUUUUAUCUCCAAAGAUCCAUUAAUGAAGCCACAAAGGGCUACAGGAAGCAUGUUAAACUCCCGAUAUUCACCGAGGACAUCCCAAGCUGUGCCAGUACAACAGACUUGGAAACUGUGAAUGAUGUUAUGAAGAAGUUGCUACCUAUGAUAGGAAAUCCUAGUGCUCAAGAUUAUCAACUGUGGUUCUGUCGUGGCCUCCAAGAAGCCCCAAGCCUACUCCAAGAGCAUGAGCAUCCCUAUGACAUCAUAAUGAGAAACAUUCAAAAUACUGUCAGUCGACGACAGAAAUCAAGAAAGUGCACAGCUUUUCCUGCCCUGCCUGGGCUGUAUGUACAUUAUAAACUGGGGAUCUGCGACAAAGGUUACGUAAAUGAAACUACUCCGUGUAAUGAUCUCAUCUCCUCUUUAGAUACAGAGGAGCCAACAGUUAAGAGAAGACGGCCUUUCAUAUGCUGGUUGUUCCACAAGGGCUCUGUGCCCCAUGAGGACCAAGUGUGCACAGCCCUGCCAGUUGUGAAGACAGGAAAAAUCUUCAGAAAAGAUCUGACUGCCAUUUGUGAGGAUGGCAAUCUACCCACAGCAAUUCUGGACAUACUCUCCUUUAUUAGUGUAAGGGGGCCAAUCACUGAAGGCAUCUUCAGCACACCUGGCAAAAUAAGAGCAUUCCUAGCCCUAAAAGAAAGGCUGGAUCCCGGGACAGACGUGAACUUGAACCACGAAAGUGUCCCUGUUGUGGCGUCUAUCUUCAAGGAGUUUCUAAGAAAUAUACCAGGAAGUGUGCUGACAUCUAGACUAUAUGAUGAAUGGCUUGGUGUCCUCGACCAAGUGUAUGAAGAGAAGAAAGUAGCUGCAGUGCAGAGUCUUUUAGAGCAACUACCCCAACCAAAUAUCAUUCUUUUGAAACCACUUUUCGGAAUAUUAUAUAAAAUUGAGAGAAACUCUGAAUUCAACCACAUGACAUCUUCUAAUUUAGCCAUUUGCAUAGCCCUGUGUAUUCUAUGCCUGCCUAGCUCUGGCAACUCAAGAUUGGCAGAUAUCACCAAAAAGGUUUCUCUUGUCAAAUUCCUUAUUGAGAACUAUCCAAAAAUAUUUGGAGAAGAGCUCAUUUAUGAGAGCUCAUUAUAGAGCUCAUUGCUUUGCUCUGAUGGGGAGAAGGCUUACAAUUCCCUGAACACUCCAACCAACAGUGUUGGGACAGAGGAGAAGGAACAAGAAGACAACCCCUGUCCCAGUGGGAGGACAAGCCCCACAGUUAAUGAUGCAGAGCCCAGAAGUCCAACUGCUCCUCUCCACAGUGAGGGAAUUAUAGAUUCUGAGGAACAUGUCAAAAUGUCUUUAAUAAAUUUGAUGAUUACAUGGGGCUCUGAUACCAGCCAAGACAACAUGUGUUUAAUUCCACCAGUGCCAAAUGAGGAACCCCCCACUGGAAAUUCUGAUAACCCACCAGCACCAAACAAGGAACUCCUUGUUGGAAAUUCUGACACCCAAUGGCUACCAAGUGAGGAGCAACUCAUUGUAAAUUCUGACACCCCAUCACCACCCAUCAAGAGACACCUCUUCAGGAUGUCUCUCCUGAGUGUGUGUGAGGAUGGCAAUCUGCCUACUCCAAUACUGUUUUGGUCAUACAAGUCCUUCACUUCUCAGAGUCACCCCAAGACAGUUUGGAUUUUUGAGCUGAUUGUGAAGAAUGGUGGUGUUUCCCUGACUUUCUUUUCAGAAAGUUUGUCGUUUGUGUACAAGUAG
Molecule: messenger RNA, 2197 nt
Organism: Peromyscus californicus insignis
Lineage: Eukaryota; Metazoa; Chordata; Mammalia; Rodentia; Cricetidae
Product: rho GTPase-activating protein 20-like
Biological process (GO): signal transduction; regulation of Rho protein signal transduction
Molecular function (GO): GTPase activator activity
Source: RefSeq, a predicted model, not a curated record